UGCUGACCCACCCGAAAGCUCCUCCAGGCACCCCCCCUCCCCAUUGCCACCCACGCCCACCCUCUGGUCCAAGGACUCGGUCUGGGCCACGUUGUUAAGCCUGUGCCGCACAGGCAGCCUGUAACUCCAGCCGCUGCUCCCACCCCCUGGCCACAGCCUGGGGAAGCCCCAGCUCUGCCCGGAUGCUCACAAUGCUGCCCAUUCAGCUCUGUCCUGGCUGCUGAGCCCAUGGGCAAAGGGGGGUGGGUACUGCUGGUGACCAGGCAAGGACUGUCCCUGGUCUUUCCCUUGUGUGGGGCCUCCAGACGGGGCUGGCAGUUCCAGUCAGCAUGGAGAGGCCCCAGAGCUUCACCCUGCUGCUGCUUAUGAUGUUCCUGAGUCCGGCUUGGAACGUAGCUGCCCAGCGAUGCCCACAAACCUGUGUCUGCGACAACUCCAGACGGCAUGUUACCUGCCAGCACCAGAACCUCACCGAGGUGCCAGACACCAUCCCUGAGCUGACCCAGAGGCUGGACCUCCAGGGUAAUAUGUUGAAGGUCAUCCCUCCAGCUGCCUUCCAGGACCUGCCGUACCUCACACAUCUGGACCUGCAGCACUGUCAGGUGGAGCAGGUGGCCGAGGGUGCCUUCCGUGGCCUGGGCCGCCUGCUCUUCCUCAACCUGGCUUCCAACCGCCUGAGCUCGCUGCCCCAGGAGGCACUGGACGGGCUGGGCUCACUGAGGCGCUUGGAGCUGGAGAGGAACAUGUUGGAGGAGCUGCGGCCGGGGACCUUCGGCGCCCUGGGCUCCUUGGCCACUCUCAAUUUGGCCCACAACGCCUUGGUCUAUCUGCCCGCUAUGGCCUUCCAGGGGCUGAUGCGCACUCGCUGGCUGCAACUGUCUCACAACGCGCUCAGUGUACUGGCCCCCGAGGCUCUGGCAGGCCUGCCCGUGCUGCGCCGGCUCAGCCUGCACCACAAUGAGCUGCAGGCCCUGCCGGGGGCCGCCCUGUCCCAGGCCCGUAGCCUGGCGCGCCUGGAGCUGGGCCACAACCCGCUCACCUACACCGGAGAGGAGGAUGGCCUGGCGCUGCCCGGCCUGCGGGAGCUCGCCCUGGAUCACGGGUCCCUGCAGGCCCUGGGCCCCCGGGCCUUCGCCCACUGCCCGCGCCUGCACACCCUUGACCUCCGCGGGAACCAGCUGACCACCCUGCCCCCGCUGCAAGUCCCGGGCCAGCUACGCCGGCUGCGGUUGCAGGGCAACCCACUGUGGUGCGCCUGCCACGCGCGGCCCCUGCUCGAGUGGCUGGUGCGCGCUCGAGUGCGCUCGGACGGCGCGUGCCGGGGACCGCGGCGCCUGCGAGGCGAGACCCUGGAUACGCUGCGGCCUUCAGACCUGCGCUGCCCGGGAGACGCGGCGGAGGACGAGGAUGAGGACCGGCCGGCCGGUCCCCGCUCCCCUCCUCGCUCCCUGCACGAAGAGGCCCGGUGGGCCACGCCCUGCCCUCCCGCCUGCGUGUGCGUCGGGGAGACCCGGCACAGCGCUUGCGACGGCCGCGGCCUGCAGGCGGUGCCCCGCGGCUUCCCCAACGACACCCAGCUCCUGGACCUGAGGCGCAACCAUUUCCCCUCGGUGCCCCGCGCGGCCUUCCCGGGCCUGCGCCACUUGGUGUCGUUGCACCUGCAGCACUGCGGCAUCGCGGAGCUGGAGCCGGGCGCUUUGGCGGGCCUGGACGGCCUGGUCUAUCUCUACCUCUCCAACAACCAGCUCUCGGGCCUGAGCGCUGCAGCCCUCGAAGGGGCCCCCAACUUAGGCUACCUGUACCUGGAGCACAACCGCUUCCUGAGGAUCCCCGGGGCUGCUCUGCGUGCCCUACCCAGGCUCUUCUCUCUCCACCUUCAGGACAACGCGGUGGACCGCCUGGCACCUGGGGAUCUGGCAGGAGCGCGGGCUUUGCGCGGCCUUUACCUGAGUGGGAAUCACAUCACCCAGGUUUCACCUGGGGCGCUAGGGCCAGCUCGGGAGCUGGAGAAGCUGCACCUUGACAGGAACCAGCUGCGACAGGUGCCUACUGGAGCCUUGGAGGGGCUGCCUGCACUCAAGGAGCUGCAGCUCUCCAGGAACCCAUUCAGGGCUCUGCACGAUGGGGCCUUUCAGCCUGUGGGGCGGUCGCUGCAACAGCUCUUCCUGAAUAGCAGUGACCUGGAGCAGAUUUCUCCCAGGGCCUUCUCAGGCCUGGGGAAAGGGCUCCAGGGCUUGUACCUGCAGCAGAACCAACUUCAGUCCCUGCCUGCCCCGAUGUGGCUCAGCGGGCUGGAGCUCAUCGACCUCAGCGGUAACCCCUUCCACUGUGACUGCCAGCUGCUCCCGCUGCACAGAUGGCUCACGGGGCUGAACCUGCGGGUGGGCGCCACCUGUGCCACCCCUCCCAGUGUCCGUGGCCAGAAGGUGAAGGCUGCAGCUUCUGUCUUUGAAGCCUGCCCAGGCUGGAUUGCCAGGAAGGCCAAGAGGACACCAACCUCCGGGGUCAGUGCCAGGAGAACUCCCAUCCACGGAUGGCAUUGAGGAACAGACGAGGUUAGCCCUUGGGCAGGAGGUCUGGGUCCCAAAGUUGCUGGGAGCCCCGGCUUUUCUUGGUCCUGACUUGUGAUUCCUGAGCUGGGCAACGACCCAUAGUCACCUUGCUUGAUGCAGUCAUGUCCCUUCUCCUCACACUUUAAGGAAGUGACUUUAUGCCUUUGGAUGCCACAACUUACUCAUCCAUUUCUGAUUGUCCUGGAUCUGUGUGGGCCCCACCCUCUUCCAUCCCCACCUCAUAGACCUGGCUCCUGUGGGUUGGAGGUGAAGUUCAGGUGUGCUGACUCUGCCUCCCAACCACCUGUCAGUCACAGGUUGCUAUAUCCCUUGAUGUGAUACUCAGGGCCUGACCUCAACUCUCAGUUGUAGCAAUGUGCCUUGAUGUAUCCAGGAAGGCUGAGCAGGCUGCUGCAGGGUGAGCCCCAAGAUGCAGGAGGCCCUGAUGAUGCAGACAUUAAGACCAAGUGCGGAGUCCACCUCCACCAUAUCGUGGAGAAGAUGGGCAGAGAGAAAGGUGCUGGGAAGGCGGGAGAAGGCCGGGCCCCUCCCCGAACUGUGUUUGCAGACUUGAGGCAAUCAAAUGGUGUUUAUAUUAGUUUCCUGAGGUUGCAUGGGACUGGACCACGAACUGGGUACAACAACAAUGUGCCUGACUGUCCUGGAGGUUUGAGGUUGGAAAUCAAAGUGUUGAUUUUCAACUGAAGCCUGGAAUAAAAAGAUCCUAUCUUGCUGCUUCUGGCCAA
Rattus norvegicus (Norway rat) is the source of this 3298-nucleotide messenger RNA. The record is from RefSeq and is a predicted model, not a curated record. NCBI's taxonomy places the organism in Eukaryota, Metazoa, Chordata, Mammalia, Rodentia, Muridae.